Perca flavescens (yellow perch) is the source of this 1494-nucleotide messenger RNA. RefSeq lists its product as uncharacterized. The record is from RefSeq and is a predicted model, not a curated record. Bases 87 to 986 code for a protein of 299 amino acids. NCBI's taxonomy places the organism in Eukaryota, Metazoa, Chordata, Actinopteri, Perciformes, Percidae. The transcript is spliced from 6 exons.
CAGUCAGUCAGUGUCUUUGUCAUCGCUGCUGCAGGUUCAACAUUCAAACAAUAAAAAAAUUAAAUCAACUCAUUAGAAAAGAAAGGAUGGCAGUUUGGGACAAAAAGAUUUCCUGUUGCUUCACGUUACUGCUCGCUGGAGCUCUGGGUCAAAGAGUGAACUAUCCACGUCUUGUUUGUGGUGUGAAAGGAUCGACCGUCACCCUCCCCUGCUCCUUCAACACACUGAAAUCUGUUGUUGAUGAUGUAGGAGAACCUUUGAUCAGAGUCAUCUGGUGCAAGGGCCCUAACACUUGUGGGAGAGAAGCUCCGGCUGUGUACGACAGCGAAUCACAGAACAACAACCCUCGUUACAGAUACCUGGGAGACAAGAAGGGAGACUGCACUUUACAGAUCUCAGAUCUACAGGAGGAAGACGAGGCAACUUUACGCUUCAGAGUGGAAGCUAAUGAUCGCAGAGCAACUUUCACUGCCCCAGUAGGAGUGAGAGUCAUGGUCAUAGAUGGUGCUCAGCUGAAGAUAAGAAGCUGCAGAAAUGACGGAGAGUUUAAAAUAGGAGAAAAAGUCACACUGAGCUGUUCUGCUGCGAGCUGCUCUAUCCACCAACUGGAGGUCACCUGGUUCAGAGAUGGCCACGCCCUCUCAGAGACUGGCCCCGCCCUCCAUCUCAGCUAUCUGACUGCAACGGAUUCUGGGAACUACACCUGUGGUUUGAGGAAGAACGAGCGCACCCUCUCCGUCCCAUACAGCCUGCAUGUGGAGGAUGACAAGGCAGAAAAGGCAGAAGAGGAAGUCCUAACUAAAUCAUCUGACCCACUGCUGGCUGUUCGUCUGCUUCUCUUCACACUGCACACUGUUCUUAUCGUCAUAGUAACGUCCAUCAUCAUCAAAAGGACGUGCGUUCGCAAGAAAGCAGACGUGACUGUGCAGCCUCCAGACGCCGUAGAGGAGCCGAGACGUCCAGAGGAACGAGGCCGGGCUGUCUGAUAUUAUCAUCUAUAACAUAUCUGCUCUAAUAUUACAUCACUGGACCUUUAUCUCUGAUAUCAUCAUGUGUAACAUAUCUGCUCUAAUAUUGCAUCACUGAACCUUUAUCUCUGAUAUUAUCACCUGUAACAUAUCUCCUCUAACAUUACAUCACUGGUGCUUUUAAUCUCUGUUUUUAAUAUGAUUUAGAGGGCAUCAAACAUAUAUUGAGUCUGUAUGUACAUAAAUAUUGUUGUUUACCGUCUACAAUUUUGGGAAGUGCUUGUUUUUGCUUCAGUUAGUUUUAAUCCUUUAAUAAUUUUAAAUGUUUCUAUCUGAUAAAAUGAUGAAGACAUCAACACAUUUGAGGAGCUUUAAAGAUUCAUCAUUACACUUGUGCAUCCUUUUAUACAUACUUUAACACCUUUGUACGACAUUGUAUAUUCUACACAUAUUCAUUUCUACAAUGUCAUGAAUAUAAUAUAAAAACAGUCCCUUUGUAAUCUAAUAAAUUACUUUUAUUUCAGGA